This is a messenger RNA of Vigna radiata var. radiata (mung bean), 3311 nucleotides long. RefSeq names its product potassium transporter 8. NCBI's taxonomy places the organism in Eukaryota, Viridiplantae, Streptophyta, Magnoliopsida, Fabales, Fabaceae. The transcript is spliced from 8 exons. The record is from RefSeq and is a predicted model, not a curated record. Gene Ontology annotation, cellular component: membrane. Bases 591 to 2930 code for a protein of 779 amino acids. Gene Ontology annotation, molecular function: potassium ion transmembrane transporter activity. Gene Ontology annotation, biological process: potassium ion transmembrane transport.
AACAAAAAACAUUAUGGUACCUUAUUUACACAGAAACCAUAAACUCACCUUCUCCACUAACCUUCACUACCACACAACAUAGAAGCAAACAAAAAACACCUUCUUUCUCUAUUUCUCUAUUUCUCAAUUUCUCUUACACAUAAAAGCAGACUCCACCACUCACGCAUUAUUCUAAUCUACUUUUUCUGAACUAAUCCUUCACUCCAACACCAACACCAACACCAACCUCUUCCUAGUCACACCACCGCUUCUAAACUAAACUAAAACUCCUUUGUUGCUUGUGUUUCGUGUUUGUUCUUCUUUUGUCUGCAUUUGUCCCUCUUGAUUUGAGCCACAGCACACCCUUUUUCAUAAAUAUUAAUAUUAAAACACCAACAAAAAGAGGGUGGUGGGAGAAGAAAAGUGGCCAGGAUUACACUGUACUAUUACCAAAGCCACUUUUUGUCUCUUGAAAUUUUUUGUAAAGCUUUUCCUUUUUGUUUUUCAUUGACUUGUUGAUUCAAGAGGGUUUUUUUUUUCUUAUCAUCCUUUAUCAAGCUGAAGAAAUCAUGGUUGCUGUGUAGUUAGUUCUCAGAAAAUCCCAUCCCAUCAUGGAUCUUGAGUCUGUUAUCCGUAGGAACACAAUUAAGGAAGAGUCAUGGAAGACAGUGUUAACUUUGGCUUAUCAAAGCUUGGGGGUUGUGUAUGGAGACUUGAGCACUUCCCCACUUUACGUUUACAAAAGCACUUUCGCAGAGGAUAUUCAGCAUUCAGAUACCAAUGAAGAAAUCUAUGGGGUGUUGUCUUUUGUUUUCUGGACGCUCACGCUGAUUCCACUGCUCAAGUAUGUGUUCAUUGUGCUGAGAGCUGAUGACAAUGGUGAGGGAGGGACCUUUGCUCUCUACUCCUUGCUCUGCCGCCACGCUCGUGUUAGCUUGUUGCCUAACACUCAGCUUGCGGAUGAGGACUUAACGGAGUACACCAUAGACAAUGGAACUGUUCCCAUCAACAAGAAAAAUGUUGGUUUGGGCUUGAAGAGCUUGUUGGAGAAAUACAGGGUGCUGCAAAGGGUGCUGCUUGUUCUUGCCUUGAUAGGAACUUGCAUGGUUAUUGGGGAUGGUGUGCUCACACCAGCAAUUUCUGUUUUUUCCGCUGUGUCAGGCUUGGAGCUUUCCAUGUCCAAAGAACAACACAGAUAUGUGGAGGUUCCAGUGGCUUGUGUAAUACUGGUGUUUUUGUUUUCCCUUCAACAUUAUGGCACUCACCGUGUGGGAUGUCUCUUUGCACCUGUUGUCUUGACCUGGCUACUUUGUAUCAGUGCUAUUGGUAUUUAUAACAUCUUCCAUUGGAAUCCACAUGUUUAUCAAGCUCUCUCCCCAUAUUACAUGUUCAAAUUUCUGAAAAAGACUCAAAAGGGAGGAUGGAUGUCCUUGGGUGGAAUUCUACUUUGUAUAACAGGUUCAGAAGCCAUGUAUGCUGACUUAGGACACUUUUCACAAUUGUCAAUUAAGAUUGCAUUCACCUUUUUGGUGUACCCUUCCUUAAUCCUAGCAUAUAUGGGACAAGCUGCAUAUCUUUCAAAGCAUCAUUCCCUUGAAAGUGAUUAUCGAAUUGGGUUCUAUGUAUCAGUACCUGUAAAACUUAGAUGGCCUGUUCUUGCAAUAGCCAUACUUCAAGCUGUGGUUGGAAGUCAAGCUGUCAUCACAGGAACUUUCUCAAUAAUCAAGCAAUGUUCUGCUUUAGGAUGUUUCCCCAAAGUCAAAAUCAUCCACACAUCAUCCAAGACUCAUGGCCAGAUUUACAUUCCUGAGAUCAACUGGAGUUUGAUGCUGCUUUGCCUGGCUAUUACAGUUGGAUUUAGAGAUACUAAACGCAUGGGAAAUGCAGCAGGCUUGGCUGUUAUAACUGUCAUGCUGGUGACCACUUGCUUAAUGUCUCUAGUUAUAGUCUUAUGUUGGCACAAAAGCAUUUUGCUGGCAAUUUGCUUCAUAUUGUUCUUUGGCUCCAUUGAAGCACUCUAUUUCUCAGCAUCCCUUAUCAAGUUCCUUGAGGGGGCUUGGGUCCCCAUUGCCCUCUCAUUCAUCUUUCUCAUUUCCAUGUAUGUAUGGCAUUAUGGCACAAUAAAGAAGUAUGAGUUUGAUGUUCAGAACAAGGUUCCAAUCAACUGGCUCCUCAGUUUAGGCCCCACUCUAGGCAUUGUCAGAGUCAAGGGAAUUGGCCUCAUACACACUGAGCUUGUAUCUGGGAUCCCAGCUAUUUUCUCCCACUUUGUGACCAAUCUCCCUGCCUUCCACCAAGUUGUUAUCUUCCUCUGCAUCAAGUCUGUCCAAGUGCCACAUGUCAGACCAGAAGAAAGGUUCUUGGUGGGUAGAGUUGGCCCAAAGGAGUAUAGGCUUUACAGGUGCAUAGCCAGGUAUGGCUACCGUGACAUUCACAAGGAUGACAUGGAGUUUGAGAAGGAUCUUGUGUGCAGCAUAGCAGAAUUCAUCAGAUCAGACACCUCAGAAUAUGGCCUAGGAUUGGGAAGUUUUGAAGAAGACACUAAGAUGACAGUUGUUGGAACUUCAGCAUCAAACUUAGAGGGUUCAAUAAGGAUGUCUGAAGAUGAUCAACAACAAGAUUCUCAUAUGGAAGGCCCCUCAGAAUUGAUGGAAGUUAAGCCUUCUCCAGAGAAAGUGAGGAAGAGAGUGAGGUUUGUUGUGCCAGACAGUCCACAGAUUGAUUUUGAAACAAGAGAGGAGUUGCUUGAGCUAAUGGAAGCAAAAGAAGCUGGAAUGGCAUUCAUUCUGAGUCACUCAUAUGUUAGAGCAAAAAGUGGAUCAAGCUGGUUGAAAAAAGUUGUCAUCAAUUAUGGAUAUGAUUUCUUAAGGAGAAACUCUAGAGGACCAACAUAUGCUUUAAGCAUACCUCAUGCAUCUACCUUAGAGGUAGGCAUGAUCUACCAUGUAUGAAUGAGUUUUUGGCUAUAGUAGUUCUUAUCUCUAGUUUAGUUUUGUGACAUUCCAUGGUAGCUCAACCUUACACAUAGUGAUGAUAAAUGGUGGCAUUUUGUAUAGUGACACCCUUCUGCAUGGUUCUUGACAAGUGCUGUUGACCUGUAAUAUUCACCUCUGGUAUUGUAAUUUUCUUGGUACAUAAAUAAGCUGUCUGUAGGGACUGGUUCUUCCAGUGUCUAGUAGGCUCUUUUUUGUCUUUUUCCUGAACAUGAAUCUCAAGUGUAGAUCAUGUUCAAGAUUUCAAUAGUACUGUAACUACUCUUUCAUGAAAAAAAGAGUUAAUAUCUUUGGUAGUUUGGUAGGAUGUAGCUCCAAAUAUGACACAUUUUUGUCUUA